Aspergillus wentii DTO 134E9 is the source of this 2080-nucleotide messenger RNA. RefSeq names its product pantothenate kinase. NCBI's taxonomy places the organism in Eukaryota, Fungi, Ascomycota, Eurotiomycetes, Eurotiales, Aspergillaceae. Gene Ontology annotation, biological process: coenzyme A biosynthetic process. Gene Ontology annotation, molecular function: pantothenate kinase activity; ATP binding. Bases 289 to 1644 code for a protein of 451 amino acids. Gene Ontology annotation, cellular component: nucleus; cytosol. The record is from RefSeq and is a predicted model, not a curated record. The transcript is spliced from 4 exons.
GAUUGAUCCAGAAGCUCCAUCCGAAGAUGACAUGCGGUGCAACAUCUCCAAGCUAACAGUAAGCUCGGGAGUUGUUCUGAUGCUCUCCAGAUCCGCCGGUGAAGGCUGGUUCCACCCAACGGAACCGAGCAGAACCGCAGAAGGAGAUAUACGCGGUAACCGUGAGCACAGCGUGCGAUCCAUUGCUCCGAAACAACCACCACUUUAAACUACUUGACCCCUCGGCUUCAAUGCGACUUUGUGCCCUGUCUAGCCAUCCUCUAUCAUAUUUCACAAUUGACAUACACUAUGACGCCUUCCUCUCACCAUUCCACGGAACUGGACACCCGCCGGGCCGUCAAGUCCUCCCACCGUCGUGGUCGCCUCGAAGAUGCCAUCGCCAACCCCGGAGCUGUCAAUAUCAACGUCAAGGGAGCUUACAUCGUCGAUGAAGAGCCUCGGUCGAGGAGUCCUAUCGAAUCGGCUGAUGGUGUCUACUACGAGAGUCAGGAUAUCCGUCUUCCUCACCACACCGGGGUCGUAAGCCAUAUCGCUGCCGACAUUGGCGGAUCGUUGGCGAAGCUAGUUUAUUUUACACGGGAACUGAAUGCGAAGGACAAUGGCGGCCGACUGAAUUUCAUCAACUUCGAAACCCACCGGAUCGACUUGUGCAUCGAGUUCAUCAAACAAUUGAAAGAAGAACAUGAGAGAGCCAAUGGAUCUUCUCGUGAUGAAUUAUGUGUGGUGGCGACAGGAGGAGGCGCCUACAAAUAUUAUGACAAGCUGAGAGAAACGUUGAACAUUGAUAUUAUCCGCGAAGAGGAGAUGGAGUGUCUGAUUACUGGUCUCGACUUUUUCAUUACCGAAAUCCCGAAUGAAGUGUUCACCUACAGCGAUGACGAGCCGAUGCAAUUUGCCGAGGCCCGACCGGACGUUUACCCGUACCUGCUGGUCAACAUCGGAUCCGGUGUAUCGAUGAUUAAAGUGUCUGGACCAAGUCAAUUCCAACGUGUAGGAGGAACACAUUUGGGCGGUGGUACCUUUUGGGGCAUCAUGUCGUUGCUGACUGGUGCCCCCACCUUCGACGACAUGCUGGCCAUGGCGGACCGAGGAGAUAACAGUGGGGUGGACAUGCUGGUCGGGGAUAUUUACGGCAUGGACUACACCAAAAUUGGACUGAAGAGCACUGCUAUUGCUAGUACAUUUGGCAAGGUCUUCCGUCUGAAGAAUGCUGCUGAGCAGGGCGCGGAGGACGGUGAAGGUCUUGUCCACGAUGAUUCCAAACCCGCCAACGGCAAUGCUGCAUUCAGCCAUGAGGAUAUGAGCAGAAGCCUCCUCUACGCUAUCAGUAACAAUAUCGGACAAAUUGCGUAUCUGCAGGCCGAAAAACACCAGAUCAAGCACAUCUAUUUCGGCGGUUCAUUUAUCAGAGGCCACCGACAAACCAUCAACACACUGUCUUACGCUAUCAAAUUCUGGUCCAAGGGCGAAAAGCAGGCUUAUUUCCUGCGACACGAAGGCUACCUCGGUGCCGUCGGUGCGUUCCUUCGCAGACAGCCACAGAACUGGGGCCGCAGGAACAGUCUCGAUGAUGCGAACCGACCGCAAUCCGUCAAGGAAAUGUUCCAGAACAUCCAACAGAACGGCCAGCCGACAUCCUCGUAACCGCCUUGAUCGUUCGACAAAUACGCCUUUUAUUUCUGCAUUUUAUUCCAGCGUUCGAUACCCUUUAUCAGACGAUGCCUUGAUGCAUUUAGACCCAUUAUUAUUACGAUACUAUAAUUACACAAACACGCCAUUCUUCAGCAACGUUGCCUUUCUUGAUGAUAGAUGGCUUUGCUUUCGUUACCUACGACGCUCACCCUACAAUCUUCAUUGUACAAUUAAUCCACCUCUUCUCUUCUUUCUUUUUGGGUCUCUCUUUUGGCUAUACCUACGCGCUGUAUUUCGGAAAUUGCAGUUAUCUACUCUUGAAGACUAAAAGCUGGUCUUCAGUCUUGAGGCACCUGCUUCAUCACCUACCGGCCUAUCAUGAUUCAACAUGGAAUUUCGGGAAUAAUUAGCAGUGUAUAUAUACGAAGCAUGAAUUAAUUAAACAUCC